AUGCUAGACCACGGAACCCCGGAGAACGCCGCCACCGACCCCAUCGAGUCGUUGCGCCACCGGCUGCGACACUCGGCGGCUCACGUCAUGGCCGAUGCGGUAAUUCAGUUGUUUCCGGAAGCCAAAGUCGGAAUCGGGCCGCCGACCGCUGAUGGUUUUUACUACGAUUUCGAAGUGGAUCGUCCCUUCACUCCGGAAGACCUGGAACGCAUUGAAGCGUUGAUGCUUGAGACUAUCAACACCAACGCCUCCUUCAUCCGCGAAGAACUGGGCCGCGAUGCGGCGCAAGCCAUGUUUUCUGCGCAACCUUUCAAGCAGGAGAUCAUCGACGACCUGCCGGACGAAACUACGCUGAGCAUCUACCGGCACGGCGCAUUCACCGAUUUGUGUCAAGGCCCCCACGUCGACAGCACCGGCGAAAUCGCGGCCGUCAAGCUGCUGCACACCGCGGGCGCCUAUUGGCGUGGCGACGAGAAACGCCCGAUGCUACAGCGCAUCUACGGUACCGCCUUUGAGUCCCAGCAGGAACUGGACGCUCACCUGGAAAGGUUGGCCGAGGCCGAGCGGCGCGACCACCGCACGCUAGGCCGCCAACUCAACCUGUUCACCGUCCACGAGGAAAUCGGCCCCGGAUUGAUCCUCUGGCACCCCAAAGGCGGGGUGAUGCGCUCGUUGAUUGAAGAUUACUGGCGGGACAUACACUACCGUAAGGGUUACAGCAUCGUGUACUCGCCUCAUAUCGGGCGGGCCCGGCUUUGGCAAACCAGCGGGCACCUGGAUUUUUACCGGGAAAGCAUGUACGCACCGAUGGAGAUCGACGAACAGGAAUACUUCCUCAAGCCAAUGAACUGCCCGUUUCAUAUCCAGAUUUAUCGGUCGGCGCUCCGCAGCUACCGUGAAUUGCCAAUGCGCAUCGCCGAGCUGGGCACCGUUUACCGAUACGAGCGAAGCGGAGUGCUGCACGGCAUGAUGCGCGUGCGAGGCUUUACCCAGGACGACGCCCAUAUUUUCUGCCUGCCUGAUCAGGUGGCCAGCGAGGUCGGCGAUGUGUUGGACCUCACGUUCGAGAUUAUGGCUGCUUUUGGUUUCGACGAAUACGACAUCAUGCUGUCCACGCGGCCUGAGAAAUACGUUGGUGAGCCAGAUACCUGGGACCACGCCACUGAGUCGCUGCGGGAAGCGCUGGUGUCCCGGCAGCUGAGCUACGGCAUCGAUGACGGCGGUGGCGCAUUCUACGGGCCAAAAAUCGACAUCAAAAUCAAGGAUGCCCUGGGGCGAGACUGGCAGUGCACGACGGUUCAGUUCGACUUCAACCUACCGGAACGCUUUGAUCUGACCUUCCAGGAUGACCAAGGCAACCGCUCGCGUCCCUACAUGGUGCAUCGCGCUAUCCUGGGUUCGCUGGAACGAUUCUUCGGGGUGCUGGUGGAGCACUACGCCGGGGCGUUUCCCCUUUGGCUGGCGCCGGUGCAGGCGGUGGUCAUUCCCAUCGCUGACCGCCACAUCGAGUACGCCCAGCAGGUGUCGACGGAACUGCAGGAUGCCGGCUUCCGAGUGGAGGUGGAUGACCGAAGCGAGCGGAUGAACCUGAAAAUUCGCCAGGCCCAGUUGCAGAAAACACCAUACAUGCUCGUAGUCGGCGACCGCGAAUCGGAAGCUGGAGCGGCAGCCGUUCGCACCCGUGACGGCGAAGACUUGGGAGCCUUACCGAUGAGUGAUGUGCUGGAGCGGUUGGAGUCCGACCUGGAAGGCACUCCGGUUUCAAAGCUGCGUAGCCGACGGUAG
Molecule: messenger RNA, 1785 nt
Organism: Geodia barretti
Lineage: Eukaryota; Metazoa; Porifera; Demospongiae; Tetractinellida; Geodiidae
Source: the annotation of a GenBank genome assembly